GCGGGGGGAGGAGAGGGGGGCAGAUAGGAACCUGAAGUGAGGAGGAGAAAGGAAACGGGCGCCCCUCGCCAGGCAGCGCUGCCUUCUCUUCCCCCUCCCCGCCCCCCAGUAAAAUAAAAUAAAAGCCUCGACCUCCGUCCUACCUACAGCAAGUCUCAGCCCCGACCCCGCUCAAGCCUGGCCAGUCCAGCAGCCUCCCUGGGCUCCCGUUUGGCCCCCGGCCCUGCCGCGCCGCCUUCCUCUCGUCUGCCAGCCAUUCCGUUCUCCCUCCUGGAGCUCUCCCCCCCCCGCUUCUGUUUUCGCCAUGUGCUCCCCGCUGCUGCCGCCGCCGCCGGGCGGAAAGUCUGAAAGUUCCCCUCAGAAGAAGAGCUGGGGCGGGGUGGGGGGAGAUAAACCCCACGAGGCUGGUUUCUGACCCCGGCUCUCCCCUGCACAGGGAGGGUGACCACCUGGCUGCUGCCGAUAAGGCCGCUCAGAGACUGCUGGGCUGGCCGGUCGUCAGGCUCUCUUGUUGGUUUCUGCCCUCCGCGCCGCGGGUGUCAUGAUCCCGGCCACGCGAGUUCCGUUCUUCCUGAUCAGCUCGUGCGCGCCUCACAAUUCCGCGCUCUGACAAUUCCAGGGUUCAGUCAUGGCAAGCUUGUCUGCAAAAAAAAAAAAAAAAGGGGGGGGGGAGUGCAUGCGUUCUUGGUAUCUAAGUUUUUGUUGUUGCUGUUAACGGCUUGAGCUAAGCAGUCAGAAAUAUUUAGGCAGAGGAGAAUCUCUUUCAGCAUAAAGGGAUGUGGCUGAACUAAAAAAAACUGCCUUCCUGCUGCAUUCAGUUCAUUGUGUUUUAUGUCAGCCUUGCCUCCAUAAGUAUAUGCGUCCAUAAUAGUCUUGACCUACCAACUAAUUUGUUGAAUGUAGUUGUAAAUCUUGCUCGCUUAUGCUGGUUGCAUCAGAUUUUAUAGCCUACCUCAUCCCAAGGGUUUGGGGCAGAUGUCAGUAAGCUAAAUUGUGAAACAUCAUGACCUUCAAAACAUCAUGACAUCCUUCAAACCCUUCACAAGGUGAGGGCACCUUGCAAUCCAGUGCAUUCAGUUUUAUAUGCUUGAAAGGAAUGAAGUUCCUGCAGGUGAAAGCCUGUACUGUUUGUUGCAAGUCAACUUGGUCUCAGCUUCAAGAUCUGUGUCGUUUGGAGAAGGUGUGCUGCCCUCACUUGGGCAUCACCAGAAAAAACCUCAGUGACUUUGAAGUGGAAUAUUUGUGUGACUACAAGAAAGUCCGGGAUGAUGAAUACUAUCUAGUGAAGUGGAGGGGCUACCCUGAUUCAGAGAACACUUGGGAGCCCCGUAAGAACCUGCGCUGUAUCAGUAUUCUCAGACAGUUCCACCGGGACCUUGAGCAGGCAUUGGUCCGCCGAGAAGGCAAGCUGAAAAAGAACGUGCGCUUGCUUGACCAAGGCAUCUCCAACUACCUAGUACAGAAGGCCAAACAGCGACGGGCUCUGCGGCAUUGGGAAUAUGAGCUCAACGCCAAGCGCAACCACAAGGGACGCAUUGUGGUAGAGAAUGAGGUGGACUUGAAUGGGCCUCCCCGGGACUUUGUCUACAUCAAUGAGUAUAAGGUUGGGGAGGGCAUCACUCUCAACCAGGUGGCUGUGGGCUGUGAGUGCCGGGACUGUCUGUCGGAAGCUGCAGGGGGUUGCUGCCCUGGUGCUUCACACCACAAAUUUGCCUAUAAUGAGCUGGGCCAAGUGAAGAUCAAGGCUGGCAUGCCCAUCUAUGAAUGCAAUUCUCGGUGCUGCUGUGGGAUUGACUGCCCCAACCGUGUGGUACAGAAGGGCAUUCGUUAUGAUCUUUGCAUUUUCCGGACGGAUAAUGGGCGUGGCUGGGGUGUACGCACACUGGAGAAGAUCCGCAAGAACAGCUUUGUCAUGGAAUAUGUAGGAGAGAUCAUCACUUCAGAGGAGGCUGAGCGACGGGGUCAGAUCUAUGACUGUCAGGGUGCCACUUACCUGUUUGACCUGGACUACGUAGAGGAUGUAUACACAGUAGAUGCUGCCUACUAUGGCAACAUUUCACACUUUGUCAACCAUAGUUGUAACCCCAACCUACAGGUGUACAAUGUCUUCAUUGAAAACUUGGAUGAACGGCUGCCACGCAUUGCCUUUUUUGCUACUCGGUCAAUCCGUGCUGGUGAGGAACUCACCUUUGACUACAACAUGCAGGUGGACCCAGUAAAUGCAGAGAGCACAAGGAUGGACUCUAAUUUUGGCCUAGUAGGAGGCCUGGCUGGCUCCCCGAAGAAGCGGAUGCGUAUUGAGUGUAAAUGUGGCACAGAGUCCUGCCGGAAAUACCUCUUCUAGUUCCCUGCCAGUUUUGCUUGGAAGAUACCUGGUCAGGCUUGGUCUAGAAGCCAGGGGACAAACUGGCAGUUGCUGAAAGAUUGCAGACGGAGGGUAAGAGUCAGGAACUUACCUGCUUGAAAAUUGGAUUACCAGGACUAUGGACUGCAAAGAGUGCAGUGACCCACAUCUCUUGUGCUUGCUUCCCAGUCCCACUUGGCUGCUUCUCACUGCCAGACAGGAGGGUUUUUUAAAAAAUGGCAGUUAGGGGUCUCCUUGAUAGGAAGGUGGUUUGGUUUGUUAAACUUGCUGCUCAGAUGCUGGCUGCAAAAAACAACACCCACCGUAAUCUAUAUGUGUCUUAUCAGAACCUCAGUUAUAGCUUCUUACUGAUUUAAAGGCUUGAUUGCAGAUGCCAUGUGGCAGAGUACACUGGCUAAUUUCUUGUCUUCAGUAUGGUUUUCUAAGGGAUAGAAGUCCUGGUUUUAAAGAAGCACUUCCUAGCUGCUUUACAGGUAGCUGGGAAAACACAGCCGCUUGGGUUUUUUUAAAAUGGAUUUUCCUGUAUAUUACCUCAGUGUGCCAUAGAUAACUGCUGACCCACCUCUACACAUUCAUGGAACUUCCUUUCCAUGAGGGUGUAGAAGAGAGGCCAGAUCAUUUGUACUUGAAGUCGCACUUAAUACCAAUCUUGGAGUUAAGCCCUAUGCAGACUAAAAAGCCACAAUGUUGCCUCUUUUAAUGAAUGAAUUUGUUUUUAAAAGGACAUUUAAAAAAAAUAUUUUUGGAAGUGGAUUGAGUAGAGAGCUUCUGGAAGCAGCUGUAUCUUGGAAGUUAUGGUGAAGUUCUUGAAUUAUGACCAACUAACUGAAUUAGAUGGUUGGAUUCCUUAUUUUGUUUGAAACACCACUUUGUACUGGUUAUUUCCUUUUAAAACAAAAACUUCUGACUUCAGUUGUGUAACUGAAUGUGGAGAGUGAAAAUUGGCAGCACCUUCCACUUAACAAAUUUGGGAUAGCCAUACAAGAUUCUCAGAUCAUUUCUAUGGAUCUCUUGAAUAGCUCAUAGCACUGCAGUCACAGGGUACAUAAUGUGAGGCUUUACAAUCAGUUAACUGUAUAAUAGCAUCCAUUGCCCUUGUAAUCGUCACUGUCAAAUCUAAUUUUUUUUAACAUAAUGAGCUACAGUAUUUUUUACUUGCUGGCCCUAUGGUGAAAGAACUGAUGGGCCAUGCUUCCAUAUCUACAUCUGUGGGUAACUGCAAAUAGAGACCAUCUGGGUUAAUUUUUUUCUAAUUAAAUAGAGAGCUCAGGGCAAUGGGGUGGGGAGCAGCUCCAGUAUCUAUGGGGAAUUCUAGAUUUGAAUGCUGUGUUUAAUUUAAGAGAGACUAGCAUGUGGUGGUUGUGGAGAGGGAGUUCAGUGUCUCUGCAUUUCUAUUCAACAUAAAGUAAGAGAGCAACAAGGGUUUUAACCCUACUGUGCCCUCUGUUUCAAAGAGACAGCCUCUGGGAUGAUAUCCUUGUGAAACACUCCAAGGCAUAUGAGGAAGAGCAUUCCCACACGGUUGCUAUUGUUAAUUCUUCAGUGCUUAAGGAUGAAAAGGGCACUCUCAUCAUUGAUCCUCUAGUGAAGUCCAUAUAAAGUUGGCUUUCACACUAUUGAGCCUUAAGGCAGCUAUUCAGAAUGCUACCUGGUGGACAGAAAUUCAGUGUUCCCAUUUCAUCACCAACAGCUGCACCUGCUGAAUUUCUGCACCUCAUAUAGCUAUUAAGAUCAGAGAACUGGCCAGAAAAGUGUACCCUUAGAACCACAAAGUACUAUUAUAAAUUUCAUCACCACUGACUCAUGCCAAACUGGUUCAUGCACUAUAGCAGUGAUCUUCACUAUUUUCCCAUGUGGGGGUCAUUUUGGCAAAAAAGCUUCAGUGUGAGAGCAGUUUUUCAACUCACUGACCUCUGCACAGUGCUGUGUUUUCCCAGUGACCAGUGGGGAGGCUUUCAGAGAAAAAGCACCUUGUUGUGUUCCAAUGCCAUCUUGGAAGGUACAGAUGGGAUGCCAGGCAGUGUAGACCUCCUCAGUAUUUUCCCCUUAGAGUUCUAUGGGAGAAGGACUACAUAGUACUCUGACUACCUUCCAAGAGGGUGCUGGGGUUUGAGAGGGCUCUAUUACACAGUGGUGGGUGAAGCACUGGCCACCUCUGCAUGGUAACUGGGGGGCUGUGUGGACUACUCAGCUUUGGCUGAAGCUUCACAUAGGCCCACUAGCCAGGGAACUGCCACUGGCUCAUGGGCCUUGCAAUGAACACCACUAGUACAGAAUUGGCCUUGCAUACAACUUAAAUAAGCAGGUUGUUUAAGGAGAUAAACCAGCUCCUGUCCCAGUUCGUCAACUUCUUCCAUGUUUGUGUGAAUUGGAACCCCUCUCUAAUGAAUGUUCCAGGUCCUGGUAUAGCCUCUGAAGGUCUUAGUGUAGUACUAAAGUGAAAUCCUAUGUAGAGAACAGUAUUUGGCCCAAUAUAUUAACUUUUUUGUAUGGCUAUCCAGGUUUACAGAAGGGCAGCUAAUCUGAGAUAAAUGGAAUGGGCUGAGUACUUUGUAACAAUUAAAUUACAACAUUAAAGCAGUACUCCAAAGCUUUUACAAAAAGCAGCACCAUCUCUCAAAAGGUCACAUCAUCAGUUUAUUUCUAAAUUAAGCCUAAGAAUUUGCAGUUAAGAGUUUACUAGGAUUGCAGCUAUACUAUCGGUUAAAACAUCAUCAAAUAUGUUACCUUCUCAAACAUAUGUAUGCUCAUAGGAAGUUUGUGAUUUCUAUUCUACCUUUUUAACUUUGUCCCUUUAUGGAUUAAUUCCAGUUCUUCAUCCUGUACAUAUGUAAAUAUUAUUUUCUUAGAGCAGCUAUGACUGCAUUAUAAAUCAGUUGCCAUUAGUA
Molecule: messenger RNA, 5253 nt
Organism: Hemicordylus capensis (graceful crag lizard)
Lineage: Eukaryota; Metazoa; Chordata; Lepidosauria; Squamata; Cordylidae
Gene: SUV39H1
Product: SUV39H1 histone lysine methyltransferase
Exons: 6
Coding region: 1097-2344 (415 amino acids)
Cellular component (GO): nucleus
Molecular function (GO): protein binding; histone H3K9 methyltransferase activity; zinc ion binding
Source: RefSeq, a predicted model, not a curated record